AUGGCUGUCUAUCCCGUGAAAUGCGGUCCAGGCGAUGCGGGGCUCCCUAACGAUAGCGAGACUGGGCCGCAUGGCUGGGGUGAUCCCGCCAGCCAAUUUGGCUGUGCCCCCGACCCCAACAUCACCAACUACCACUAUCACACCCACACCCAAACAAACUAUCCUGACGACGCAUUCGAACAACAUGACCCCCGGCAGGGCUCAUUCGACACCCCGUACGCCACGGGCCACUACUCGGCUCCUGAUUAUGGCCCAAGCUCUGCGUCAGCAUCAGCACCAGCGCCAGCCGGCCUCCAUUCUCCCGGCGAUGUCUUACAGAAAGCUCGCGAUGACCUGCAGCUUGAGGCACUCGCGUCAGGUCACGUCGCCGCCAAAGCCCCCGGCCCACGAUUUGACAAUGGCAGCAUCUACUCGUUCGCGAGCUCACGUGCUUCCAGCGGGCUGUCGAUCAUGUCCAGGAGUUCGAAAGUGAGCAGCUUCCUCUCACGGACCAGUUCCAGGAUGUCCAAAGCCUCUUCUAUAUUCUCCGCAGACGCACGCCGGAACCGCAAGCGGACCGAAGUGCGCGAGUCCGCCGAGCCCGGGGUUCAGGUCGAUGGCACCCUGGGCCGGAAUGCCGCUUGUGAUGUUGCUGUCGUUGAGACGCCGGUGCGACUAGACGAGAUGGAAUAUUCGCUUCGCGGCCUUCUUCUCUCGUUCUGCCCGGCCUGCAGCAAACCGCACGCUGGGAACGAGUGCAGCCCAUGGUCAGAGCCGCGUAUGUGUCCGGAACCGGACUGCUGCAAGGUAUUCUGGGAGGAUGAUGAGUUCAACGAGCACCAUUGCACGGCACAUACCUGCACAGUGGGCUCUCACUCAAGCCUCGAGAUCAAAUACAUGGGGAGCAGAAAAUACUGGGCCUGCGGAUUCUGUGGUUCCCUUCACGACUCCAGCGACGGCUACAAGAACCACGUGAACGGCCAUCAACGGGUUACGCCACUCCUGUCGGAGAGAUGGAACCAUUCGCUAGUCAUUCUCGGUCUCCUGCAGCAGAUUCAUGUUCGGGAGGCGUGGAGCAUCAUCACCGGCGACGAAGACAUUGCCAACUACUCAUGGGACGAGUCGGCAACGGGACGGUGUUGCGUCUGGGAAUCCAACUACGGCAAACCCGGGAAGCUGCAGGACUCCUUGGAGCACUUUUGCGGAACUUGGGAAGAUGGAAUACGCCUGGCUUGGCUUGCCUUUCGGCUUUCGAAUUCUCCGACCAAGGCCAAUGCCAGUCAGAGUCCAAAAAUGGAAUUGUACUUUAGCAACGGCAAAGUCAGAGAAACCACAGUCGAGAUGGACACCAGCUCAACCCAACGGCUCAGCCGGGACCUUGCAGCUGAACAGGGUCGCGAGGAGGAGCCGGGUGAUAAAUCCGAGAGCGACGACAUAUCUGUGGACAGUGUCGGUAUGUCUGUUGGAGAGCUCACUUCGGCCGACGACGAUCCAAUGGAAGGCAGCGGGGGCGGGCUAGCCACGAGGGUGCUGGGAAGCGCUCUGCAGGCCACGAUUGAUCGCGUCAUGGACGAGUUCUGGCCAACCGAGAAAGACGCGACCAAGCUGGACGUAUCCAAGAAGGCUCUGUCCCCACCGGCCCUGCCCAGCAUAAUAUGGAGAGUCGCACUGAGACGAAGAGAAGAAGAAGCGGCGGUGAUCUUCCGAGCGACGAGGAUAGUGACGGCGAGAGGCCGACGAGAGGACCAUCAAGAGCGCCAGAGUCCAGGCUACUGCUCCCCCCGGGCAAAAAGCUUGCUUGUCCCUUUCGCAAGCACGACCAGGUACCGCCGUUUCAGGGAACACCUCUACCGCUGCCACCUGCCGAUUUACUGUCCGAGAUGCAAGGCCGUUUUCAAGACCAAGGCAGCCCGCGACAGCCAUCUCAACGUCGAAGCGGCUGCUAUAUGCCAGGCCCAAGACUGCCUGCCCGACGGCAUGACCAAUGAGCAAGGGGCUCGGUUGCGGUCCAAAAAGAGGAUGUCGCGCGCCCAGACGGAGGAGGACAAAUGGUGCAACAUCUAUGCCCUGUUGUUUCCUAACGAGGCAAUCCCGUCCCCGUAUUUCGAGCCCGUUGAAACGACCGGCUGCAUAUCUCCCGACUCACGCAGCUUCCAAGAGUGCGAGGGCUUUGUACGCCGACAAGUAUCGCGCCUGGUCCACGACACAAUUCUCGAGAUGACGCGCCUCGACAUGCAGCGGGUCGAGGAGCACCUGCUCAACAGUCUUCCUGGCAUAAUUCAAGAUUGCGUUGCCAUGGCCUUCACCGAGUACAGGGAAACGAGGCAAGACGCGGCCCGCGAUGGUCGAGAACAGAUACAGCAACAACAUCUGCCUGGCAGAGAUGGACUAGAAAGCGAACUAGCCACUGACGUUGCUCCUGCUGCCGGGGACGUCGCUGCUCCACAGUUGACUGCAGGAGCGAUGGAUAACAAUACGGAAAUGUCUGUCGCAGGUGGGGGCGCCACACCACCGCCGCCGUCGCCGGACUUUCUCGAUGCCCUGUACGGCGCGCCGCCAUCCCUAGAAGAAGAUGCCGUCGCGAUGUCGUUCCCCGGACUCCGCAUCACAACAAGCGACAGUACGGAAACGGAUUCAGGCCUCUUCUUUGGCUUUGGAAGUUUCCUGGGUAGUGUCUGA
Messenger RNA from Lasiosphaeria miniovina, 2658 nucleotides. RefSeq lists its product as uncharacterized. Lineage: Eukaryota; Fungi; Ascomycota; Sordariomycetes; Sordariales; Lasiosphaeriaceae. The coding region runs from base 1 to 2658 and encodes 885 amino acids. The record is from RefSeq and is a predicted model, not a curated record. The transcript is spliced from 8 exons.